Talaromyces proteolyticus is the source of this 2479-nucleotide messenger RNA. RefSeq lists its product as uncharacterized. The transcript has a single exon. Bases 97 to 2289 code for a protein of 730 amino acids. The record is from RefSeq and is a predicted model, not a curated record. NCBI's taxonomy places the organism in Eukaryota, Fungi, Ascomycota, Eurotiomycetes, Eurotiales, Trichocomaceae.
CAGCAUCUCGCCCUCACCACUGAAACGGGAUUGCCUAGCUGUGGUUUGAUAGAGUCGGCUCUGCAUACCUACGCUUUGAUACCGUCACUUUCAAUCAUGGCUACCAUGUUUCGUCCCAGCCACCAUGGGAAGGCCAAAAACAAAGAUGAAGAACAAAGUUUGUCCACCCUCUUGGACGACGCGCAACGUGGUGCCUUGAUGGUCUUGAUUUCCGAAGUACUGGAGCACAUGCGAAAAAUAGUCUUCGACAACUUCGAGCAGCCCCACAUAUCUAGUCAUAAGAAAUCUGAGCAGGAGGAGAAUGCCGACGAACCUGAUGGGUCUGGGCGUGAAGGGCAACAGCCUCUGCAGCAAAGUGAUCAGACACCACGUGGCCUAGAUCCGAAAUCAGAAGCUGAGGCACUCAGAUACUUUGAUGACUGGCGGGACUCGGUAGUAUUGCGAGUGGGAGAGGUCUUGAAUGAGAGACGGGAAGCUACCAAAGAACAUAAUCUGUUGUCUACUCAUGAAGGCGACUUGCCAGAGGAUCUUCUCGAAUCUGGAACGGAUACGACGAACAGAUUGCAACAAGUUUAUUGCCCGUUUGACAACUCACUUCGAAGUUUGGCAAAAGCAGAAAGGCUUCUUAUACUGCAUUCAUUGUUACUACUACUUCUCAGUCUCAAGCAUUACAAUGCAUAUUCACGAGUGCUUUUACUGCAUAUAACCUCUAGCCUUGGUCUUACGCUCAAAGACUUGAAUGAUGACGAGGCAAAAGUUGCCCGCGGUUUACUAGAUGCUGCUGUGACUAUGACUGCUGAUGAGGAAGCGAAGAAAAAAGCAGACGAAAACCGCAAUCUUCGCAAAUGGAAGGUUGGUUUCGCCACAGUCGCUGGAGCGGCACUUAUAGGAAUCACUGGCGGCCUUGCAGCUCCACUGGUUGCUGCUGGUCUCGGUACAAUUAUGGGGGGAUUGGGUCUAGGAGGCACAAUCGCUGCUACGUACCUCGGGGCUUUAGCUAGCAGUGGGGUUAUUGUCGGCGGGCUCUUUGGUGCUUAUGGUGGAAAAAUGACAGGUAAAAUGAUGGAUAGAUAUGCUCGUGAAGUUGAAGAUUUUGCAUUCAUUCCGGCUCGCGGAUCGAUGAAGCAGUUUAAAGAUGAGAAGCAAGCGGCAAAAGAAGAUCAUCGACUAAGGGUUACAGUCGGUAUCACUGGCUGGGCUACAGAAGAAGACCAUAUUAUUCUACCAUGGCGAGUUCUCAACUCAGAUUCAGAAGUUUUCGCCCUUCGAUGGGAGUAUGAGGCAUUAUUGAAUCUUGGAAACUCCAUGCGUGCGUUAGUGACAACUGCAGCAUGGAAAGUGGCGAGUCAUCAAAUAUUAGUUCGAACUAUUUUCGCAGGUCUCAUGAGCGCUCUCCUAUUGCCAGUGGGCCUGAUGAGACUUGCCAGAAUCGCAGCGAAUCCCUUCAGCGUUGCUAUUUCACGGGCAGAUAAGGCUGGAGAGGUUCUCGCCGAUGCUCUUAUCAAUAAAGCGCAGGGAGAACGGCCAGUCACGCUGGUUGGAUAUUCACUAGGAUCACGAGUCAUAUAUUCCUGCCUGCGGAGUCUAGCUAAACGACGCGCCUAUGGUUUAAUCGAGUCGGCGAUUCUCAUGGGAUCACCGAUUCCCGCUGACCUUGUUGAGUGGCAGCUAAUGCGAGCAGUGGUCAGCGGCCGCCUUGUUAACAUUUACUCCGAGAAAGACUCUGUCCUUGCACUUCUCUAUCGUGCUACACAUUUUGAGGUCGACAUUUCCGGUCUCCAGGCUGUCAAGGAAGUACCCACCGUGGAGAAUGUGAAUGUUAGUGAAACGGUCAACGGUCAUCUGCGCUAUCAACACCUCAUUGGAAAGAUCCUGGAAGACAUCGGCUUUGAAGAAAUUGAUGAAAUCCAGCUUUCUAAGGAGAAAGACGCCCUCCGAGCUCAAGACGAAGCCAUAGAAAAGGAGCGAGCAAACAACGAGCGGAAACGGGAGAAUAAAUUAUCCACCAAAGAGCCAGCUAAGCAAGCUGACAGGCAAAUCAGUCCAGAGGAGCAACAAAAACAAGUUGAAAAGAAAAUUCCUGAAGAUAGAGAAGACCCUCGAAAGGCGCUUGAAAGUGAUGAGGAAGAGGAUGAAGAAAAACUGAAUUUUAUUACUAUGAUUGAUGAGGAGGAGGAGGCUGAACUCAAGCAUGAAAUAGCCCAACGCACACAUGAACAAUUGCUCAAUCGGAAAAUGCGACAAAUGGACAUUAAACGUCCCAGCGAGAGAACCCGGCAGCAUCAAUGAUUACAAGUGUUUUGACCUCAUAACAGGCUACUUUAUAACAAAUAUAUAUGGCAAUAUCUUGGAUAUUUGACCGGGAAAGUGGCAGAUAAAUAUUUUACGUUUCUUCUGGAGUGUUUCGGGCAACUCCAAGGAUAGAUCUUAAAUAGAGUCAAGAGCCGCAGUUGCUUGAUACUGAUAAUGCUAAUUUAAU